AUGUGGCAGAGACAAUGCAUAGCAAAGGCUUCGCCAAGGUGCGCUGCCAAGAUUUUCAUCUCUCAGUUUCAACGCUGUGCCUUUACCACGAAUUCCCGUUACCUGGCAGCUAGUAGGCCAAUUAGCUACUUUACCCCAGCCAAUUCUAGUUUCACUCUCAAUACAGAGUUUCUUGCCCCGUUCCAUCACUCGCUCAGCAAUACUAUACCUGAUUGGCAACCGACUGGUGGUCGCAUCUACAAGAUUAUCUUUGUUUCGUUACGUCGUCGUGGUUUACCUGUGAGAUUGAAGAUUGAGUAG
Molecule: messenger RNA, 300 nt
Organism: Plenodomus lingam JN3
Lineage: Eukaryota; Fungi; Ascomycota; Dothideomycetes; Pleosporales; Leptosphaeriaceae
Source: RefSeq, a predicted model, not a curated record